CGCGACCGCGUGUUUGUGUAAAAGUGGAUGGCCUAUGCCAAAAAGAUGAAUGAAAAUUGAUGUCGAAAGUUCUGCGUUUUGCUAAACCGAGUGUCUUACAGGAGACAGGUCUGUUGAGUGAUGCUAUUCGUGGGCGCAUAAGGCCAUACCUGCAAAAUUCAAAUGUUGAUGAUGAGGAACUGAUUAACCAAAUGCAAUUAGCUGUAUUGGCUGAGUCUGAAAGAAAGAAAAAGUUUGGACUCCAAAACAAAGCAUCCAAAGUAAAUGAAAUUUCAAUUGUGGAAAAAAAUCCCCAGAAACAAGCCAAAAUUUCAGAAAAUAAUGACAAAAUUUUGGCAGCUGUUGAGCAGAUCAAGUGUGGAGUGGCAGCUCUAAAAACUGAACUUGCAGAAAUGAAAACAGCAAAUUAUGGAAAAGAACAACAAAAAAGCAGCUUGUCUAAACCAACAUGUGAAUCUUGCAGGAAAACAGGCAAAACCGAUUGUGAUCAUUGCAGUUAUUGUGGUAGCCCUGACCAUAAUUUCCGUGGCUGUAGGAACAGGAAAUCGGGAAACGGAGGGAGGCUUCCGAGAAGGGGUGGUCGUUAGCCUCGAAAGUUGAACCCCAUUUUUUUGUAAUAACUGUCGUCCUCCAGAAAAUAAUAACAAGAAGUUUCCACAGUGUGGUGGCUGUCAGUCUGUUAGAUCUUGUAGUGUAGAAUGUCAGAAGAAACAAUGGCAUGAACAUAAAAUAUUGUGCCUAGCAAUUAAGGAGCUGGCUGAGAACUCAACAUUGUCUGAUAGGGGGCUUGGUGAUGGACAAGACCCAAAUAUUUUUCCUUGCCAUAUUACUCCAAAGGUUCAAGGUAGAAUUUCAAAGUUAGUUGGUAGCAGGUGUCAUGUGCAGUGCACA
Rhopilema esculentum is the source of this 891-nucleotide messenger RNA. Lineage: Eukaryota; Metazoa; Cnidaria; Scyphozoa; Rhizostomeae; Rhizostomatidae. The record is from RefSeq and is a predicted model, not a curated record.